This is a messenger RNA of Stylonychia lemnae, 216 nucleotides long. The record is from the annotation of a GenBank genome assembly. NCBI's taxonomy places the organism in Eukaryota, Ciliophora, Spirotrichea, Sporadotrichida, Oxytrichidae.
AUGAGAUUAGGAGCUGAGUAAGUUUAGAGAGAAGGCAAGUUGGCCAAGGACUCCAGCCCCACUAUGAUAAUCUCAGUUCUUGAUGGAUAGGAAAUAUAUAGUAAGAAGAUUAAAGUAAAUGACAAGGUAAUAGAUGAUAUGCAACUCUCAAACAGAAACAAUGUUUCAUUAAAAGUAAAAUAGUAUUUGCUAAAAACAUAUGAAGAUUACUAUUGA